AUGGGUGUGCCGUCGUUCUAUCGGUGGUUGACGAACAAGUAUCCGAACGUUGCGGUUAAAGCUACUGAAGAUGAUGAAGGAGAGUGCAUCAACACCUCCUUGCCAAACCCUAAUGGCAUCGAGUUUGAUAAUCUCUACCUCGAUAUGAAUACGAUUAUCCACAUAUGCUACCAGCCCGAUGAUCAACCUUGCCCUCCAAAAACCUUCGAAGAAGUAUUCAAUAAUAUCUUUGAAUACAUUGACAACCUUUUCAGUAUCGUAAGACCACGGAAGUUACUUUAUAUGGCAAUAGAUGGAGUUGCUCCAUGGGCCAAAAUGCAACAACAACGAUCUGGACGUUUUAGGAAUAUUAAGAGGGAAGCCGAUUUUGAGAGGCUAAAAGCACAGUUUGAAAUAGAAGGAAAACCGGUUUUUCUUCAUCAUGGGAGACAAGAAUCUGAAGUUUCAGAUCACAAUAUAAUCACUCCAGGCACAGAAUUUAUGUACAAAUUGUCGAAGGCCCUCAGAAGCUAUGUUAUUUCACGUAUAAACACUGAUCCAGGCUGGAGGGACAUCAAGGUUAUUGUUUCUGAUGCCAAUGUUCAUGGUGAGGGCGAACAUAAGAUAAUGUCUUUUAUUCGCCAACAGAGAAAUGUUAGUACUGGAUAUAAUCCAAAUACAAAGCACUGCGUCUAUGGUAUGGACGCUGAUCUGAUAAUGCUUGCUUUAGCAACACAUGAAGUUCAUUUUUCCAUUUUGAGAGAGGAGCCUCCAUCAAUCCAAGAAAGCUCAGAGGAGGAAAGGGCAUGGUUUAUAAAGCCUUGUGAGUUUGUACAUGUAUGGAUUCUGCGGGAAUAUUUGGAGCUUGACAUGAAAAUUUCUGAACCUCCAUCCAAUGUGAAGAUUGAUCUUGAGCGGAUAGUUGAUGACUUCAUUUUCUUGAGCUUUUUUCUGGGCAAUGAUUUCCUACCCCGCAUGCCUUCAUUAGAAGUUCGUGAGGGUGCUAUUGAUUUAUUGAUGAGUGUUUACAAGAAAGAGUUCAAGAACCUUGGUGGCUAUCUACUUGACAUGAGCAGGCUUGUUCAAGAUAAACGGAAGGGAUAUAUAAACCUAUCCAGAGUGGAGAAGUUCAUUCUUUUGGUUGGCUCAUACGAAGAUAAAAUUUUCAAGAAAAGAUCAGAAAUUCGGGAGCGUACACUUAGAAACCUUCGCAAAUAUUCAGAUAAUCAAGAUGAAGAUGAAAAUGAAAGUGGUAAUAUGGAUCAGAUUGGUACAAGGAACAAUUCUCAUUCAUCAUCCAGUGAGAAAGCUCCAACUUCCAGAGAUUCAGCAGAAAGUAUCGAUUUUUCUGAAGUGUUGCAGAUUGUUAAAAAAAAUAGAAAAGAGUUUAGAGCAAAGUGGGAAUCUAAUCAUAACUCUGACCUAUUUAAGAAUGAUCGUUUGCCGUCGGACAAAGUGAGAUUGGGGGCUGCUGGCUGGAAAGAAAGAUACUACAAAGAGAAAUUUUUUGCAGAAACCUGGAGGGAUAUUGAAAACCAAAGAAAAGAAAUAGUAAAGAAGUACACUGAAGGACUAUUGUGGGUUCUUCUAUAUUAUUUUUCAGGAGUCCCAUCAUGGUCAUGGUUUUACCCAUACUACUAUUCACCAUUUGCGUCAGAUUUUAAGGGACUUGCUCAGGUCCGUGUAGAGUUUCAAAAGGGUUCCCCAUUAAAACCAUUUGAUCAACUAUUGGCUGUACUACCCCCAAAGAGUGCUCAUGUGCUUCCUAAAGCUUACCAGGCUUUGAUGACAGAUGCAGAGUCCAAGAUUAUUGAUUUUUAUCCUACUGAUUUUGAUAUCGACUUUGAUGGAAAACGUUUGUUGGGGCAGGGAAUCCUCAAGCUCCCAUUUAUAGAGGAAGAACGCCUUCUGUCUGAAACUAAAGAAUUAGAGAGGGAUCUACAGGGGGAUGAAGCACUGAGGAACAGAAACAAUGUCGAUCAGUUAUAUGUGAGUAGCACACACAAAUUGGCAUUCCAGAUUUUGUCACUUUCCCCAAAUCAAAACAAAGUGGUUGAGAUUGAUACCAGUAUCAGUGAUGGAAUUUCCGGUUUUAUUCAUCUUCCUAAUGAGGAUACUGAAAUAGUUUACAAUAAAGUCCAUAACAACAUUGAAGAGAACUGUGUCCUAUGUGUGUCUUUUGAUAUGCGUGAUGAUGUUGUGCAUAUUCCCCGCCUACUUGAUGGUGUUAUCUUUCCAAUUAAGAGUAUUACCGAUGGAGAUAUAAUAGAAACAGAUAGUAGCCCUGAUUCUGCUUCAACUCCUCCCCUAAUAUGAUGCAUGAAGGC
Corylus avellana is the source of this 2306-nucleotide messenger RNA. NCBI's taxonomy places the organism in Eukaryota, Viridiplantae, Streptophyta, Magnoliopsida, Fagales, Betulaceae. The record is from RefSeq and is a predicted model, not a curated record.